AAGAUGAAGAGGGCGCCGGUGCUUGUUCAUGGUCUGUUUGGAUGCUGCUGAGGGCACCAGAAUUCCUCUCUGGAGGAAUGUCUGUGAAACCUCCCUUCUUACCUCUGGCUUUGUCAUUCCUCUGGCAUGCUAGACCGGGCAAGUUCGCGGUGGUGAAGAAGUGCCAGGAGAAGGCCACGGGUCGGGAGUUCGCAGCCAAGUUCCUGCGGAAGCGGCGCAGGGGCGAGGAUUGCCGGCUCGACAUCAUCAACGAGAUCGCCGUGCUGGAGCUGGCCGCCCGCAGCCCCCACGUGGUGGAUCUGCACGAAGUCUACGAGACGCCCACCGAGAUCGUGCUGGUGCUGGAGUGUGCGGCCGGCGGGGAGAUCUUCCAGCAGUGCGUGGCGGAGCAGGACGAGGCCUUCACCGAGUGGGACGUGAUCCGGCUGGUGCGGCAGAUCCUGCGCGGCGUCGCCUACCUGCACCAGAACAACGUCGUCCACCUGGACCUGAAGCCCCAGAACAUCCUCCUGACCAGCAGCAGCCCCCUGGGUGACAUCCGCAUUGUGGACUUCGGGCUGUCACGCCGGGUGGACGCCAUGCCGGAGGUGCGCGAGAUUCUGGGCACGGUGGAGUACAUGGCUCCCGAAGUCCUGAGCUACGAGCCCAUCAGCACAGCCACCGACAUGUGGAGUGUCGGGGUGCUGACCUACAUCAUGCUGACGGGCGAGUCGCCGUUCCUGGGUGACACCAAGCAGGAGACCUUCCUGAACAUCUCGCAGGUGAACGUGCAGUUCCCGCCUGACGUCUUCCAGGGCAUCUCAGCCCAGGCCAUCGACUUCAUCCGCUCCCUGCUCAUCAAGAACCCCAGGAAGCGGGCCAAGGCCGAACAAUGCCUCCAGCACCCCUGGCUGGCCCCGGCCCCGGCGUCCCUGAUGCGGACUGAGAUGGAGCAGGCCCUGGCGAGCGAGGGCAGCAGUGGCCCCGAGGAGGACAAGGAACUGGUGCUGGUGGCCUCCUAUACAAUGCCCUGCCCCUGCCGGCAGCUGGGGGGCCUGGAGGGGCGGGAGACGGAGCUGGCUGGGGCGCGGAAGCCAUUCCCAGCCCUGCAGGAAAUUGCCCAGGAGCUGCUGUGCUGAGCCGGCCGCCCGCGCCCCCUCUGCUUGCUGCCUUGGAGAGCAGCGCGCUGGACUCGCCACGGGCCUGCCGGGCACAUUUCCGAGCCUGCCCCGGAGUUGGGAGGGGUGGGCCCCUGGAGGGGUGGGCUCCCUGGGAGCAGGAGCAGCUUUGCCUCGGUCCUGGGGGAGCCAGACUUGCGCCUGCCCCGCAGCUGCGACUCCUGCGUACAUAGCGUUGCGGGGGAGGAUGGAGCCUGCCAGACGGGAUAGGUUGGGUCACUGGGGGGGAGGGGAGCCCCCCCAUCAGUGUUGAGGGACAGAAGCACCCGUCACCAGCAGGAGCUUGCAGGGGUCGCUGCCCCACAGAGCUGGACUGGGCAGCGGCUGCAGGAAGAGACGGAGCCCCUGUGGCCUCUAUGGGAGACAAGCGCCGUGGAAAAGCCCUGGGGGUCACCCUUAGAUCCCCACAGUUCAAACUGCAAACCGAAAUCUGUGGCAGCUUCCCCCGGAGUGGGCACAGGGCCUGGCGGGGCAGAGGCUGCUUCAGCUCCGAACCCGGGAGGCUCCAUCUGGGGGCUAGCCCUACCAGCGGGCGCUAUGGAAGAGGGAUGCCCCCCUGUCCUGUUGUGGGGCGUGGAAGGGCCCCACUGCCUGGCCCCGUCCCAUCCAGCAACAGAUCCAAGCUUUGCCUCUGGUUUCUGAAUUAGCAAAUAAUGUACUGGUCCACUUGGGCCGGGGGGAGGUCCACUGGGCCGCAGUGACUCACUGUUCUUUGCCAACGUGCCGGACACAGGGAGAGCCCUGGUGAGGGCAAGGGGCAGGUGGCACCAGGAGGUGGCAGUGCCACCAGAUUUCCACUGAUGCGCCGACUGCAGGGUAAACUGGAGCAGCCCUCGUUCUGCCUGCAUUCACACCUUGGCAUCAGGCCGCCAGGCAGGGACCGAACCGGCAGUUCCUGCCAGCGGGUGCCUGGCCCAGCAGAUGGUGCCAUUAGGCUCCCACCCAGGGCAGCCCAUGGGGCAGCAGCCAGGGCCCGGUGCUCCCAGCUGCAGCCAUGCCUGGCACUGGGCUUGGCGGCUGCCACGGCCACGGGGCCGGGUGCUGCCGCUUGCCACAUUGUUGCUUCAUGUUUUUGAAAUAAAGGAUUAAAGUUUCUCUCUCUAAAAA
Messenger RNA from Dermochelys coriacea (leatherback sea turtle), 2264 nucleotides. RefSeq names its product serine/threonine-protein kinase 17A-like. Gene Ontology annotation, biological process: protein phosphorylation; intracellular signal transduction; positive regulation of apoptotic process. The transcript has 7 exons. Gene Ontology annotation, cellular component: nucleus. Lineage: Eukaryota; Metazoa; Chordata; Testudines; Dermochelyidae. The record is from RefSeq and is a predicted model, not a curated record. Bases 42 to 1118 code for a protein of 358 amino acids. Gene Ontology annotation, molecular function: protein serine/threonine kinase activity; ATP binding.